UUAUCAAUAGCGAGUUUUCCGUUUCACGAUGCACGACGUACGGAUUCAUUCAGCAACAUAUAGAAUUGGCCAGAAUUGCUUUUCAUGACAAAGAACAACCAAAACGUCAUAGUUGAAAAUUGGUACAUCAAACCAGUGUAAUUUCGUCCUGGCCUCUAGAAAAACAACAUAUUUGCAUUUUUCGUCAGCUCUGAUAUUUAAAUUUGGACGAAACUGCAUGUUGUUGCGGUUCACCGAUUUUCGACGAAGUCUUCUCCCUUGUUCAUUGUCAUCCUUGUCAUUUGACGGGCAUUGCCAAUUAUAUUUACUUUGUUCUCGAAUUAGUCUCGGUACCAGUUGCGAAAACUCAAUAGUGCAGAUGGGAGCCAUUAAUUGACAUGCACCUGCGAUCAAGCAUGAGUCCAUAAAACGAUUACCUCGAUAUUCCCAAUUUUGAGUUCUGGAUUCAUUACAUACACAAACUUCUGGUCUAUACUGACGCCAUAUACUUCUCUUCUGAAAAUAACUACGUAUAUAUGUUGGUAUUAUAUAUAUAUAUAUUGAUAUUUAUCGCAAGACAAGGUUUCGCGAAAAUGGCCAGUGAUCUGUUUGGCAACCAGGAGAUGAAAAUACUGAUGAUUGGAUUGGGAGGUGCUGGAAAGACCACUAUCCUACAAAAAAUCAAUCUUGGAGACAUUGUCCCUAGUACUCCAUCACCGGGUUUCAACGUAGAGACGGUAGAAUACAAGAAGACAACCAUCAUAGCAUGGGAUGUUGGUGGUCAAGACAAGAUUAGGCCACAAUGGAGGGAGAUGUUUCCGAACACACAGGGUAUUAUUUUUGUGGUAGACAGUCAUGCAAGAGAGCUUAGCCUGGAAGCGAGAGACGAACUGAAACGUAUUGCAGACGAAGACGGGCUCAAAGAUGCAGUUAUACUAGUAUUUGCGAACAAACAGGAUCUCCCAAAUGCUAUGGGAGUAGGUGAGGUUACAGAAGCUCUUGGUCUACAUAAUAUGCGAAACCGUAAAUGGUACAUACAAGCAUCAAGCGCUACCUCAGGAGACGGAAUCUACGAAGGCUUCACGUGGCUGACAACAGAACUGCGUGGAUAAUAAAAUAGCACAGGAUUUUCUAACAUUAAACAUUUAGGCAUAUGCGCAGGCCUGUGUGCAGGCCUAUUAAGUGCUCGUCUAACUCCAGAAAUGAAUUCUAAAAGAUAGUGAUUUUUUUUCGAUGAGCUUGAUCUUUUGGGGUGUUACAGAAAAACACUUGCACUUAAUUGGAAAAUCACCAAAGAAAUUUACGAUCGAUAGAUUAAUUUCAACUAU
Lytechinus variegatus (green sea urchin) is the source of this 1307-nucleotide messenger RNA. RefSeq names its product ADP-ribosylation factor-like. Gene Ontology annotation, molecular function: GTPase activity; GTP binding. Bases 516 to 1091 code for a protein of 191 amino acids. The transcript has 5 exons. Gene Ontology annotation, biological process: vesicle-mediated transport; intracellular protein transport. Lineage: Eukaryota; Metazoa; Echinodermata; Echinoidea; Temnopleuroida; Toxopneustidae. The record is from RefSeq and is a predicted model, not a curated record. Gene Ontology annotation, cellular component: plasma membrane; cytoplasm.